AUGUCGUACAUCUCGGCCGCCAGUCUAUGUGUGGCACUGCCUACAUUAGGCGACAAGAAUGCUACCACGAAGAUCCUCUGGUCAGAGCUUCUGGCCGCCCAAGAUCGAGAAAACACUAGUCAUCAGGAGUAUGGCUUGUGUGAAUACGUUUGCGUGGAUGUUAGAAGUUCUGUGACAGAUAACAUUAGCGGCAUGGUCGAAUCUCUACAUAUAGAAGUCGACCAAAGCGGAGUCGCAACUAAUUUCCUCGCAACUCGCCGUGUGAUCCUGUCGACGAGGAUUGAGUGUGCCGCUCUAUUUGUUGAUCAAAACAAGACUUUCCACUGGAUGCUAGCACUUCCUGCUGCCGGCACGGGGGUGAAAGCUAUGCACUUGUAUGCCAUCAACUCCGACCUAGAGUAG
This is a messenger RNA of Postia placenta MAD-698-R-SB12, 402 nucleotides long. RefSeq lists its product as hypothetical. The transcript is spliced from 3 exons. The coding region runs from base 1 to 402 and encodes 133 amino acids. The record is from RefSeq and is a predicted model, not a curated record. Lineage: Eukaryota; Fungi; Basidiomycota; Agaricomycetes; Polyporales; Adustoporiaceae.